AGGGACAAGGGUCAGUGUGAUAGAUCUUUUGAAUAUCUCUCCUUCAAUUUAUCAAUCUCCAACAUGUGCAAUGGCCUUUCAAGGACUUUUAUUUUGACGAUGGCGACCAUAUUGAUUUCUUUUAUUUCCACAGACAUAAGGAAGUGUGGUUCUGCUAGCAACACGCAGGAUCCUCACGUUUUGUAGUGAAAGACGAAUGGAGCCAAAGUUGUCAGACUAUAUAUCAUGUGCUGCUUAGUCCUAUACAACCAAACGAUGUGUUUGCAAGAUAAUUAUCUCUGAUCUGAAUCGUCUAUAUGUACAACAUUUCUGCUGAGGAUGGCACAAAUAGACAGUCCUAAGGAGGCCUUUGCUGUUCUUCGCCCACGCUGUGUGAUUUUGACCCGUGAGCCAUCCGUUACUAAUGUGGAGGCUUUACACAACUAUCUGCGUACCGUCGAUGAUGGAGCCUUGCAGCAGCUUCAGGAUUAUGUUCUUUUUCCACUACGCUUUGUCCUUAAAAUUCCUGGACCUAAACAGGAGGGCCUUGUCCUUGCUGUGAUGGACACAAUGACUUAUGUCCUGGAGAAGACUUCUGUGAGGAGCUGGGAGUCACUGUACAACAUCUUCUCAGAGUUAUGCUUAUGUAUUUCUUCCCCAAAUGAUCCAGGAAAGCCAGGAUCAGCUUCAGAAGAGUUGAAGUUAUCAGUUUUAAAGUGUCUUGAUGUCCUACUGCAUGCAGCCUAUGGGGAUGUGGUUUUUAAACUGUAUGAGCCUGCCAUGCUGCCUACCCUUGGUGCAGCCAUUUCCCUGAUUUUGGCUUUGAUAGAAGGGGAGCAGGCUCGUGGAGUGCAGAUAGCUGCACUGAAAUGUCUACAGGCUCUGGCUUUCCAGUGUGACUGUCCUCAAGAUCAUGUGAUUCCGAACCAGGAGGAGAGCUAUGCACUUGGCAAUGCAUUGGCCUCAUUUUUGCCGGGAGUCACACGGACAUUGAGUCAGGUUAUUUGCCAUGAUAUGACACGGGGACAUACUGUAGUGAUGAGGGCUCUUAGGGUGCUGUACACAAUUGUAAGUGUUGUGAUGGAUGAUGGGCAACUUAUCAACAAGGAAUCUGCGGAAGUAGCAGUGGCACUGAGACACCAUGGAAAGUUGGGGGAAUUGAAUGUUCAGAGAAGUUUUGAUUGGAUCAAAAACACCUCUCAAAGACUUUCUAUGGUUUUACAGAAGAUCAUCUCUUGCACUUCUGCCCAUCAGCACUGGAGAGUGAGGUUGGAAUUGGUGAGCUUGUCUGGAUAUCUACUAGCCAAAUGUUCCAAGUCCCUUGAGGAGUGCACAGGUUCCUUUCUUGGGGCUUUAGUUGGGGCUAUUAACGAUGAAGAGGCCUCUGUUAGGGAGAAAUCCAAUAGGGUCUUGAAAGAGAUUGCUGUAAGUAGCCAAGCCAACAACUGCCAGGCCUUUACUGAUCUUCUUUCAGAGAAUCUUCAUGGUUUGUCCUCUUCCUUGCCACAGCUGAUGAGAACUGCAGAUGAUCAACAGAAGUUUUUUGUCCUCAGUGUGUAUCUUGGAUAUCUGAAGGUCCUGGGGUCCCAGGUAGCGGUCAUGUUGAAUUCAGCUGUCCAUCUGAAGCGCAUUUCUAAAGCCAUGAUGCAGGUCUUAGAAAUGGAUGUGACAGAUGUGCGGAUUGUUGAAGAAAGAAGCUUUCCAAUAGUGGUUCAAGAUGGGUCAGCAACUCCCAUUACAAACAUAUUAAAGAAACAUUUUCUUUACUUCACCGAUGACAGGAUCUAUUUAGUGCUCAGGGAAAUCUGUCAGAUGUUGGGUUACUAUGGAAACCUCCACCUUCUGGUGGACCACUUCAUGGAUCUUUAUAGAGAGUCCUCAGCAUACAGGAAGCAGUCAAUUCUAGUGCUCAAUGAGGUCCUUGCUGGUGCUGUUGGUAUUGACCUGGAGGGUGAUCAGAAACCAAAGCCUGCAGUAAGCCUGAUAUCAGUUAUAUCUCCAGUCAUUGAAGAGUACUUAAGUGCAGACAACUGGGACUUGCCCACCAACUAUGAGCAGUCUUUGCAUUCCAACCAAGAUGAAAACCAUGGCCAAGGCCCCUCAUUAACCAUAUCAAAAAGUCCUAAUGAGUUUUGUAUGGCAACAGUUGGAGAUGUGAGGCAACUGAACAGUAAUAUAUGGCAGAUCUGCCUUCAGCUGGAAGGGAUUGGAAUGUUUUCGAGAGUACUUGGCCCUAACUUCCAUCCAUUGUUGAUGAUGGUUCUGUACUCUGUUCUGGAGAAGGUGGGGGACAAGUCAUUAGUUGUCAGCCAAUCAGCGGUCGGUACAAUGUCAGAUAUUUGCCAAGCUUGUGGGUAUGCCUCGCCUAAUGAACUGAUCAACAGUAAUGCAGAUUAUCUGCUUAAUGACAUUUCACUUAACCUUGGGAGGCCCGGUGUCCAACCACAUGCCCCUAGGGUAUUUGCUGCCAUGGUGACCCAUUCAGAUGCUAGUCUGUUACCUUUAGUAGCGGAUGUUGUGCAAGAUGUGUUGACUUCUCUGGACCUUAACCAUGACCAGAGGGCUUUAGAGGUGUGUGAGGUACUCCACUCGGUCAUGAAGGCAAUAGCAAGACUGGACCUCAGCAGCAAGAAGCAACCAAAUCUUCUGGAGAUGAAAACCAAAGAGCUCUUGGAUGCCAGAGGGUUUCUGCUGGAAUACCGUAGACAGGUGGAGUUGGCUGAAGGGAUCACAAUCAGUCAGAAGGAUCAAGAUGACCAAGACAUCUCAUCAGUGACUGAAGACCAAGAAGAGAAUGGAGACUCAGAUGGGCUCAGGAUGGACACGGACCUGCCCUCUCAUAUCACCAUAGCCAAAGAUGUUAUGGAGCGCUGCAUCCAUCUACUGUCCAUCUCCAGCCUCAGACUCCGGCUCAAGGUCCUGGACAUGCUGAAGCUGUGUGUGAAUGUGAUGUGUGAAUAUAAGCAGCACUUGUAUCCCAUGGUCCAUCGUUGCUGGCCAGUACUACAGCAGCGUCUCAAUGAUGAAGAUCCUUUUAUUGUACCCCAGGCAUUUAAGGUUCUUUGCUCUAUGGGAGAGGUGUGUACUGAUUUCUUGAAGAAGAGAGUAUCAAAGACAGUGAUGCCAAAAAUAACCGCCUACCUAACUAAGCAAGCACAGACCAGUGUCAAGGCUGGGCUUAAUUACACUCAAAGCCUCAACUACAAGCUCCAGUUGGCUUACCUGCAGGGACUUGGCCCUUUGUGUGUCUCCCUAGAUCUGGAGGAAUCAGACCUAGACAUGGUGGCCGAAGCCUGCCUCCCAUACCUCAGUGUCCAACAGCCACCCAGACUGCAAGAGGCCUGCUGUAGUGUCUUCCAAUGUAUGAUCACCAAGGAUCCAGAUGUCAUUUGGUUUACACUGUGCGAGCGCUUUUGCCCAUAUAUAUACCAGCCUCUCCACACUGACUUCAUGCCAGUUCAGCUCUGUGGAAUGGGUCUGCAGAAACAUGAAUAUACGGACAAUAUCAUGAAACUACUAACAGAGUUCAGAAUAGAGCCAACAGGAAUGAGUGUAUUACAUUGUACAUGAAGCUAUGAAGAGCAAGGGGCCUAUUAAGUCACUUGGCAAUGCUGUUUAUCUGUGUGUAUAUAUGUGUAAAUCUGUUAAUCCUGUGUGUGUGUGUGUGUCUGUUAAGGCAUGGAACUGUUUUGUGAAAUUACCUGUGAAAUCAGAUGUAGCGCUAUUGAAUUUGUGAUAAAUGCAAAACUGGUUUUAUUCAUAUGCAAUGACAGAGACAAUACAGAAGAAAAGUGACCAGAUCUGUACAAAGUUUAAGACCUCACGGUCUGAGAGUCAGUACAAUUUCCCCGCAACAAAUAUUUUUCUCAUA
Clupea harengus (Atlantic herring) is the source of this 3850-nucleotide messenger RNA. It is a transcript of the gene tti1, whose product is annotated as TELO2 interacting protein 1. Gene Ontology annotation, cellular component: cytoplasm. The record is from RefSeq and is a predicted model, not a curated record. Lineage: Eukaryota; Metazoa; Chordata; Actinopteri; Clupeiformes; Clupeidae.